GGGUUUUGGUUAGGUUGUGCCAAUUUUUUUAUUGAUUAUUCAAUUUUUAAUAAUAAUUAAUAUAAAACUUUGUUUUAAAUACGAAUUAAAUCAAAAUGAGCAGCUCAAAAUACAACGACGACAGCAGUAGUAGCUGCAGCAGCAGCAGUUCUAAUGGGAGCCGAAAGAGGUCCAGGAGCAGGUCACCUGUGAGGGGCCCUUCUAGAGAGGAACCUAGAAAUGUAGGCCUCAGCGCCAAGAAUCGACUCAAAAGCAUGAGCAUACAAAUGAAAUUGUCCAAAAGCAAAACCAAUUCGGACAAUAAUAAGCCUAAAAUUAGCGUAGCGUCUGCAUUUAAUCAGGACAGUGAAGAGGAACCUGAGGAAAUGCCUGCGGAAGCUAGGAUGAGAAUGAAGAAUAUUGGACGGGGAACACCUACAUCAUCAGGGCCUAAUUCUUUUGGCAAAACGAAGCAAGGGUUUUCAGAUGCUAAGAAAAUUUUUGAAAAAAACCUAAAAGAUGCAAUGGAUUCAGCUAGAGCUGAUGACUGAAUAGGACAUUUUAAUAACUACAUUUUGUUCUACUUAUAGUACCUUAUUGAUAAUUAUUUAAUAUUGUGGCAAGGCACAAUUUGUAGAGUAAUAAUAGUAAAAUAAUACAAUUUAAUUUAUUAUAUUAUUUAUCUGUUUUGAAGUUAUUUAUAAUAAUUUUUUAAAGUGUAAUAAAGUUAAUAGUUUAAACACAGAUUACUUCUACUUUUCUAAGUCAAAUUUCAUUUGGUAAGUAGUAAAACAAAAAUGAGAACAAGAAAUUAAAAUUAUAUGUUAGUAAAAUGAAAUUAAAUUAUUAGUAAGUAGGGUAUUACAAAGGUGAAAUCUAAAUUUUAAAUUCUUUGGUACUAUCUAUAAGAUAAGUCAGAAAAAAGUUCUGUAAAAUGUGUCAGUCAGUCUCAGUUUGUAGUAGGAAUGUUGAUUUUUUCUAGUCAGCAUGAGAAUGAACAGGAAAAUCAGCAUACCAUCCAAAAGCCCCAUGGUCUCCAGUAUGCGCUCCAAAGUCUACAACAUCAUGAUGAUCUCCA
Ceutorhynchus assimilis (cabbage seed weevil) is the source of this 1057-nucleotide messenger RNA. Lineage: Eukaryota; Metazoa; Arthropoda; Insecta; Coleoptera; Curculionidae. The record is from the annotation of a GenBank genome assembly.